Notechis scutatus (mainland tiger snake) is the source of this 4473-nucleotide messenger RNA. It is a transcript of the gene PKD2L1, whose product is annotated as polycystin 2 like 1, transient receptor potential cation channel. The record is from RefSeq and is a predicted model, not a curated record. Gene Ontology annotation, cellular component: membrane. Gene Ontology annotation, molecular function: calcium-activated potassium channel activity; sodium channel activity; calcium channel activity. Gene Ontology annotation, biological process: detection of mechanical stimulus; potassium ion transmembrane transport. NCBI's taxonomy places the organism in Eukaryota, Metazoa, Chordata, Lepidosauria, Squamata, Elapidae.
GAUUGUUAUCUACAGAGAGAAAGAGAUCCACCCCUGGGUGUAGCUGGCUUCACCGAAGAAUAGAAGUUAAUAGCUGCUCCCAACAAUGGCCUCCACUCUCUAUUUGUCACCCAGUGGCUGAAUAUAAAAGAGGUCUCAGAGCAAAGUGCCAAGCAGAUGAAUGCUUCUGACUGCUUGAUACCUUGGGGUCUUCUACAAGAAACCAUUGCUUGAUUCAGCAUCAUGAGCAUUUCUCACCUAAGCAACAGAGCUGAGAGCCAUUUCCAGGCACAAGAAGAACAUGAACUGGAAACUCUAGGGAAGAAAGCAUGGGACAACCCAGUUUACAACGGAUCCCCUUCCUCCUCCUCCCUGAAAAUCAGAGCGAUCUACAACCCAAAAUCCAUUUUGGAAAAUCCCUAUGAGAAUAUUGAAAAAUUGACUGGCUCUCUAUCCUACCCGCAGGAUAGAAAGACCACAGAGGAAGCUAGGAAGAAGGAAACCCCCUUUCCAGGAUGCUGCUACUAUGUCUUCAAAGGCAUCCGAGGGCUUUGGGGCACAACCUUGACUGAAAAUACCAGUGAGAACCGAGAGCUUUAUGUAAAGACUACACUGCGUGAACUUCUGGUCUAUAUUGUAUUCUUAGUGGACAUCUGUUUGUUGACCUAUGGGAUGACGAGUUCAAAUGCCUACUACUAUACCAAGGUGAUGUCUGAACUCUUUCUGCAGACUCCUUCAGAAAGUGGUGUCUCCUUCCAGACCAUUGGAAGUAUGGCUGACUUUUGGCGAUAUACACAAGGACCUUUUCUGGAUAGUUUGUAUUGGACUAAAUGGUAUAACAAUCAAUCUUUGGGUCACAAUGCACAAUCAUAUAUCUAUUAUGAGAACUUACUGCUUGGUGUCCCACGGCUACGCCAACUCAAGGUCCAGAACAACUCAUGUGUGGUGCAUGAUGAUUUUAAAGAAGAUAUUGCUGGUUGUUAUGAUGUAUAUAGUGAGGAGAAAGAGAACACAUCACCCUUUGGACUCUUGAAUGGGACAGCGUGGCAAUAUUACACAGAGCAAGAACUUGAUGGCUCUUCCCAUUGGGGCAGAUUAACAAGUUACAGUGGAGGAGGCUAUUAUGUAGACCUCAAAAUAACCCGGGAAGAAAGUGCCGAAACUCUGCAAGAGUUGAAACAAAAUCUAUGGCUGGAUCGAGGAACUCGUGUUGUUUUUAUGGACUUCUCCGUGUAUAAUGCCAACAUCAACCUGUUCUGUGUGCUCAGGUUGGUAGUGGAAUUCCCUGCCACUGGGGGUGCCAUUCCCUCAUGGCAGAUCCGGACCGUGAAACUCCUCCGGUAUGUCAGCACUUGGGAUUUCUUCAUUGUCUCUUGUGAAAUUGUCUUCUGCAUCUUUAUCUUCUAUUAUAUUGUGGAAGAAAUCUUGGAACUGCACAUUCACAGGCUUCAGUACUUCACCAGCAUCUGGAACAUUUUGGAUAUUGUGGUCAUUUUGCUUUCUAUUUUAGCCAUUGGAUUCCACAUUUUUCGUACCAUUGAAGUCAACAGGUUGAUGGGGCAGCUGCUAAGAAAUCCUAACAUCUACGCGGAUUUUGAAUUCCUGGCUUUUUGGCAAACCCAGUACAACAACAUGAAUGCUGUGAACUUGUUCUUUGCCUGGAUCAAGAUAUUCAAAUAUAUUAGCUUUAACAAAACAAUGACCCAGCUGUCCUCCACUCUUGCUCGAUGUGCCAAGGACAUCCUGGGUUUUGCCAUCAUGUUCUUCAUUGUCUUUUUUGCCUAUGCUCAACUGGGCUAUCUCCUUUUUGGAACCCAAGUAGAAAACUUCAGCACCUUUGUUAAAUGCAUCUUCACACAAUUUCGCAUCAUUCUUGGUGAUUUUGACUAUAAUGCUAUCGACAAUGCCAACAGAAUCUUGGGACCCAUCUAUUUCGUCACUUAUGUCUUCUUUGUCUUCUUUGUCCUGUUGAACAUGUUUCUGGCUAUCAUAAAUGACACCUACUCAGAAGUAAAAGAGGAACUUUCAAACCAGAAGAAUGAACUGCAGCUAUCAGACAUCCUGAAACAGGGCUAUAAUCGGACACUGAUGAAGAUGAAGCUGAAAAAAGACCGAAUUUCUGAUGUGCAGAAAGCUUUGCAGAAAGGAACCAAAGAGCUGGAAUAUGAAGACUUUAAGAACAGUUUGAGAGAGCUGGGUCAUGCAGAACAUGAAAUCACAGAAGCCUUUGCAAAAUUUGAUAAAGAUGGUAACCAGAUCCUUGAUGAGGAAGAGCAAAAGAGAAUGCGGAAUGAUCUGGAGGAGAAGAAAGUUGCUCUGAAUGAAGAAAUCGAAAAUUUGGGGAAAUCCUUCAGGGACAAUACUUUAGACAAUACUCUUGGUUUUGCAGAGGCAAAGAAUAAUCAAGCAAACAAAACCAGCAGAAUUUCUGAGGAAGAAUUCCAAAUACUCCUGCGGCGAGUACUAAAGUUGGAGAAUUCUGUUGGUGGCAUCAUAUCCAAGACAGAAGCCUUGGUAAUUAAAUUGGAAGACCUUGAAAGGAGCAAAAUGAAGAAAAAAGACUCGGUACCUGAGGGAGAACAGCUGAUUCAAGAAAAUCUGGCUCCACAGACGGCUGACCGUGUUUUUGCAGAAGAGAGUGGAUUGGAAGCAGCCCAUGUGCAGGAGAAUUAUAUCAGUGUGAAUUCUCUGAAUAGGAGUCAGGGGGUCUACCCCCUUCUGUCCAGAUUAGACCUGUUAAACUCUCAAACUCCCAAGACCAUCCAGUUCAAAUCUAACAGGAACUUCUAGCUUAUUCCUAAAUAGAUGUGGCAUUAAUUAUUCUUGCUUUUUCACUAUACUUAGACUAGUAAAGCAUUUAGUCAUGUCUUCAUCCUGCCUGUAAGAAAAGGAGCUUUUGGGGUAGGGACCCCAUUUAUGUCAGAACUGAGUGGGCAAGCAGUUCUUUUAACCUCUUUCUAAACUCUACUAGUCUAUAGUUGGGUGAUUGAUGCAGAAGGGACAAAAUAUGAGGGCCUUGGCAGAUUUAUCUACGGUAUUUGGCCGUAUAUGACCAAAUGAAAUUAAAAAGGAAACAUUCUCUGGGUUUUAAAAUGUGGGUUCAAUUGGUUUUAAAUCACCAACUGGAUUCAAAUUUUGCACUAGAUUUUAAAACUUUUACAGUAAUCUCUGUAUUUGGCAUUGUCAGAAUUUGCAGAAGGAAUUUUUCUGCACAGGUUUGUAGGAAAACCAAGUCCAUAUUAGAAAUUGUAAUUAGUCGGUAUAUUAUUGUUACAACAAUAGAGCAAAGAUUCAAAUAUUCAAGUGAUAAUUCUGAAAGCUGGCUAAAGAUCUGUAUAAUGAUUAGCAUAUUAAAUGGUCUGAUUUAAAUAUAAUUUUCUGAUAAUGUAGUCACAGUAGAUUAUGAUCAUGGUAAAAUGUCAACAUUCCUAUAAUAAAUAUGAGGAUUUAUAUGUAUCAUAGACACUAAAAAUUAAAAAAAAUCAGUCAGUAGAUAAGGAUAAUAUGUACAACCAUUAACAAAAUAUGUUGCCUUCUGAGGCUCCUGCCAGAUAUUCAGAUGACAAAGUACAUGCAACUAUUAUUUUCACACACGCACACAGGAUUGCAAUCCACUGCCUUAGAUGCAUCCUUGACUAUUAAAUGUCUUCUCCUUGUCCAGUUAUCUUACAAAUGUCCUGAAAUAGAAGUGCAAGUAUUUUUUAAUGUUCAGGCAAUGCAUCUAUCCACUAUAUGCUAAGCAUUGCUAAUCUUUAACCUGCCAAGAGUUCAGAAGCAAAGUGAGGCUAGACUAAGUUAAUACUUGGUUAACCUGGAAUUCUAGAGUGUGGGCUAGACUAGGAAAUUGAAAAAGCACCCAAGAAAAAACACUUUCAUGCAUUGUAUAGAUUUGCUAUUUGUCCUGACCCAGUGAAGCCCCAUUUAGUCCUGCUUGGAUAGAUCCUUUGUCAUUUAUGUAAACUGAUAUGACAAACCCAAAGGCAUUUAGUAAAGAAACUAGAUUCAAUAAUGCCACAUUAUUCCAUCUCUGCUAUACUGUAGUUGUUCUUGUGAUGCAUCAAGACAAUCUCCUCAAGCCAGCGAAGCAGUAAUUCCUAAAAACCUUUUCCUGUGUGACUCUUGUUGGUUGAUACAGUCAUCUGCAUUUUCAUUGUGACUUCUUGCAUUACUGCAGCAAUAUUGUGCUUCUACUGAUUAUGUAUCAUGCAACUUGAAAAAAUGGCAACAUUUUUCAGGGAAGAACGUUGUUUUGUACUUUUUCUCCUCACACAAAGAAAGCUCAAAAGAUUAUGGAGCCUCUAGGUGUUAAUAAAGGUCACUAUUUUGGCGGGAAGAUGAAUGCACUAUGGUUUUCAGACAAACACUCGUCCAUCACUUCCAUCUCCUUGUGUGAGAAACUUUCUUGUUCAUAGACAGUGAGAGAGACAGCUACUUCAGAAUAGGUUUACCGUACAUACAGUACUUUUUGCUUUAUUAAAUAAAUAAGGUGACAAU